AUGUUUUCACAAAGUGGUACUUCAACUCCAGUUCCAUCAUCGGCUUCAUCGCAAAAUAAAAAUGUUAUACCAAUACAUGAUCAAAUAAAUGAUUCAAUCACAUGGGUAUAUGAUUGGUAUUCUCCAAAUUUUAAUAAUCCAUUUAGUAAUAAUAUGACAAAUGGUAAUUAUAAUAUAGAUACAAAUAAUGGUUCAACAAUAAAUGAUUCAACAACGGCCAAUACAACAAAUAUUCAAAAUGAUAAUUUACAAAAUUUUAAUUCUUUAAAAUUAAAAGGUUGGUUCAAGACAAAUUUUAAUCAUAAAUCAAAUACUUUUAAACAACAAAUUUUAACAAAUGAUUCUUAUCUUAAUUUAAAUUCAAAUAAAUGGAAAUAUUUAAAAGAUUCCUCAAUAACUCCUCCAAUUGAUGAAGAUAUAGUUAUAAAGGAACAAACUGUCGAACCAGUUGGUGAAGGAGAGGGUCAAGUUGAAAGUGAAAAUGUUAAAUUAGACAUUAAAGGUGAAAUACCUGAAAGUAAUAAACAAUAUCAAAGUGCAAUAUAG
Messenger RNA from Lodderomyces jiufengensis, 546 nucleotides. RefSeq lists its product as uncharacterized. The transcript has a single exon. Lineage: Eukaryota; Fungi; Ascomycota; Pichiomycetes; Serinales; Debaryomycetaceae. The coding region runs from base 1 to 546 and encodes 181 amino acids. The record is from RefSeq and is a predicted model, not a curated record.